This is a messenger RNA of Gadus chalcogrammus (walleye pollock), 1168 nucleotides long. RefSeq names its product WW domain containing oxidoreductase (gene wwox). The transcript has 8 exons. Bases 104 to 1168 code for a protein of 354 amino acids. The record is from RefSeq and is a predicted model, not a curated record. Gene Ontology annotation, molecular function: protein binding. Lineage: Eukaryota; Metazoa; Chordata; Actinopteri; Gadiformes; Gadidae.
UUUGCGGAAGUACUUAAAUCAGUGAAUUGUUAUUUUUUUUUAUCAUUGACAGUCACAUUCAUUCUGUAGAACAGAUAUUUGAUUAUAGGCUUUAGUUAGCGUUAUGGCAGCUCUAAAGUACGCAGGUAUGGAUGACACAGAUAGCGAAGAUGAAUUGCCCCCUGGAUGGGAAGAGAGGUCUACUAAGGAUGGAUGGGUAUAUUUCGCAAACCAUGAUGAGAUGAAGACCCAAUGGGAACAUCCUAAGACUGGGAAGAAGAAAAGAUGUGCUGGAGAUUUACCAUAUGGAUGGGAACAAGAAACGGAUGAAAAAGGACAAGUGUUUUAUGUUGAUCACAUUAACAAGCGGACCACCUAUUUCGACCCCCGGCAAGCCUUCACCGUAGAGGAUGUGGUGCUGAAGCCCAAGAGAUAUGAUGGGAACACUGCCGCCCUUGAGAUCCUGCAAGGUCGUGACCUUUCUGAUAAGGUCAUCCUCAUAACUGGCGGCAACUCUGGAAUCGGGUUUGAGACGGCCAAGACCUUUGCGCUGCACGGAGCCCAGGUGAUCCUGGCGUGUCGGAACCUGUCCAAGGCGAGGAAGGCCAUCGACCUCAUUCAGCAGGAGUGGCACAAGGCCCGGGUGGAGGCCAUGAUGUGUGACCUGGCCUCGCUGCGCGGCGUCCGGGAGUUCACCGAGGCGUUCAAGGCCAAGAGCAUCCCCCUGCACGUCCUGGUGUGCAACGCGGCGGUGUGCACACAGCCGUGGCGUCUGACGGAGGACGGGCUGGAGUCCACCUUCCAGAUCUGCCACCUGGGACACUUCCUGCUGGUGCAGGGGCUACAGGAAGUCCUGCGGCGGUCAGCGCCCGCCCGCGUCGUCGUGGUCUCCUCCGAGUCCCACAGGUUCACCGACCUGGUUGACUCCUGUGGCAAGGUGGACCUGGAGCUGCUGUCCCCGGCCCGGAGCAGCUACUGGUCCAUGCUGGCCUACAACCGGGCCAAGCUCUGCAACGUGCUGUUCAGCGCCGAGCUGCACCGACGGCUCUCCCCGCACGGCGUCUCCUGCAACGCGGUGCACCCUGGGAACAUGAUGUACACGGCGAUCCACCGCAGCUGGUGGCUCAUGACCCUGCUCUUCACCCUGGCCCGGCCCUUCACCAAGUCCAUGGUAAGGGUCGUCUCUUAA